AUGGAUAAGAAAGAACGUAUUCAACAUCAGAAGAAACAGUUUGCCGAUACCGCAAAACGCCUGAAUGAAUCCAAGGAUGCAGACAGAUUGAAGCGAUACCGAUACUUGUUGGGACAAACUGAACUUUUUGCCCAUUUUUUUAAUCUGAAGGUUGAGCAAGAUGAAGAGCUGCGUAGGGUUAUGGAGGAGACAAACAAUUCGUCGAAGCCUCAGGAUGAAGAAGGCAGUUCCCGACGUCGAAGAAAGACGGAAAAGGAGGAAGAUGAAGAAAUUCUGAAGGAUGAAGGCGACGAAAGCGAUGAACUCCCUACUGUCUUUACCGAAUCACCAGCUUAUGUUGUUGGCGGAAAGCUAAGAGACUAUCAGGUUCAAGGUUUGAACUGGAUGAUUUCACUUUUCGAAAAUGGUAUCAACGGAAUUCUUGCCGAUGAAAUGGGUCUCGGUAAAACUUUGCAGACCAUUUCCUUCCUUGGUUACCUCAAGCACUUCCGCGAUAUUCCUGGACCUCAUUUGGUUGUGGUUCCAAAGUCAACUUUGCACAACUGGGAAAAGGAAUUUGGAAAAUGGGUUCCCGACUUCAAGGCCUUUGUACUUCAUGGAAGCAAGGAGAAAAGAAAUGAACUGAUCAAAGAUCGUCUACUUCCUUUGAACUUUGAAGUAUGCAUUACUUCCUACGAAAUGUGUUUGAUGGAAAAGUCGCAUUUCCGCAAAAUCUCAUGGCAGUAUAUCAUCAUUGACGAAGCUCACCGUAUCAAGAACGAGAACUCUAUGCUAUCACAAAUUGUCAGAGCAUUCAACUCCAAAAAUCGAUUGCUCAUUACUGGUACACCAUUGCAAAACAACCUCCACGAACUUUGGGCUUUGUUAAACUUUUUGUUGCCGGAUGUAUUCAGCUCGUCAGAAGAUUUUGAUGAAUGGUUUGAGAAACAAGGAGGUGAUCAAAAGAAAGUUGUAGAGCAGCUUCACAAGGUGCUACGACCUUUCUUACUUCGAAGAAUCAAGGCUGACGUCGAAAAGUCGCUUUUGCCUAAGAAGGAAAUCAACGUCUAUGUUGGAAUGAGCGCCAUGCAACGAAAAUGGUAUCAAAAGCUACUUGAGAAGGAUAUCGAUGCCGUGAACGGGCUUAAUAAACGUGAAGGCAAAACGCGUCUUUUGAAUAUCGUUAUGCAGCUGCGAAAAUGCUGUAACCAUCCAUACUUGUUCGAUGGCGCUGAACCCGGACCCCCUUUUACGACCGACCAGCACAUUGUUGACAAUUCUGGUAAAAUGGUUGUUUUGGACAAGCUUCUUACUCGCAUGAAAGCCCAGGGAUCUCGCGUGUUGCUCUUCAGUCAAAUGAGUCGUGUGUUGGACAUUCUUGAAGAUUAUUGUUGGUGGCGCGGAUAUGAAUACUGCCGUAUUGAUGGUCAAACUUCGCAAGAAGACCGUAUCGAUGCCAUUGACGAAUACAAUAAGCCUGACAGCAGCAAGUUCAUCUUUUUGCUCACCACUCGUGCUGGUGGUUUGGGUAUCAACUUGACAUCUGCUGAUAUUGUGGUCUUGUUCGAUAGCGACUGGAAUCCCCAAGUGGAUUUGCAAGCCCAAGAUCGUGCUCAUCGUAUCGGUCAGACAAAGCAAGUUUAUGUCUUCAGAUUUGUGACUGAGAAUGCUAUUGAAGAGAAGGUUUUGGAACGAGCUGCGCAAAAAUUGCGUUUGGACCAAUUGGUUAUUCAGCAAGGACGCAUGACUCAGCAGCAAAAGGGUGCAUCUAAAGAAGAGCUAUUGACCAUGAUCCAACACGGAGCUGAGAGCAUUUUCAAGGACACUGACGCAAGCACUGUUUUGGAUGAUGACAUUGAAGAAAUUUUGAGACUUGGCGAAGAAAAGACUGCCGAGCUCAACAAGAAAUACGAGAAUGUCACAAUUGAUGAUCUUAAGAAUUUCACUUCCGACAGCGCUUACCAGUGGAACGGUGAGGACUGGAGCAGCAAGCGAAAAGCUGGUUCUGGGUUCGCUUGGCUUGGUCCCGCUAAACGUGAAAGAAAAGCCAACUAUGCUGUGGAUGAUUAUUAUAAGGAAGCUUUGCGGACGUCAUCAAAGACGGCAUCCACUAAGGCACCACGACCAAAGCGAUACAAUGUCGAAGAUUUCCAAUUUUUCCCACCGCGUCUUCAAGAGCUUAACGAAAAGGAUACUUUAUAUUUGAGGAAAACACUUGGCUACAAAGUGCCUCCCGUGACAGCUGAUAAGGAUGACAAAGACCCAGCUGAACUGGAAAAGGCUAGGGAAGAAGAGCAAAAGAAAAUUGACGAAGCGGAACCGCUCACGGAAGAAGAGGAAGAAGAGAGAAGAGAAUUGUAUACAAAGGGAUACUCUCAUUGGAGCAAGAAGGAUUUCAGUAACUUUAUCAAUGCAUGCGCCAAAUUCGGAAGACACGAUAUCACUGAUAUCGCUACUGAAAUAGAUGGAAAAACCGCAGAUGAAGUGAAAAAGUACUCUAAAACGUUCUGGUCUCGAUACAAAGAGAUUACGGAUUAUGAGCGUUAUAUCACCAAAAUCGAGAAGGGUGAAAGCGAGAUUGAGAAACAGGCCGAAAUCCAAGAGCAGUUGACCGCCAAAAUUGGUCGUCAUCGUCUUCCUCUCCAACAGAUGAAGAUUCACUACACACAGCCAACCAAAGGAAAGAACUAUACGGAAGAAGAGGAUCGAUUCUUGAUUGUCAUGCUUGAAAAGUAUGGCUACGGCACUGAAAAUGUUUAUGACAAGAUUCGACAAGAAAUCAAAGGAUCUCCACUCUUCCGCUUUGAUUGGUUCUUGAAAUCCCGAACUUCUCAAGAGAUUUCUAGGCGUUGCAACACCUUGAUCAGUUUAAUUCAGAAAGAAAAUGCAGAACUGGAAGAAGAGACCAAGGAGGAUAAGAAGGUAACAUAUUUAACGUACGGUGGGUGA
This is a messenger RNA of Umbelopsis ramanniana AG, 2928 nucleotides long. RefSeq lists its product as uncharacterized. The record is from RefSeq and is a predicted model, not a curated record. Gene Ontology annotation, cellular component: nucleus; chromatin. Lineage: Eukaryota; Fungi; Mucoromycota; Umbelopsidomycetes; Umbelopsidales; Umbelopsidaceae. Gene Ontology annotation, biological process: nucleosome organization; regulation of transcription by RNA polymerase II. The coding region runs from base 1 to 2928 and encodes 975 amino acids. Gene Ontology annotation, molecular function: ATP-dependent chromatin remodeler activity; nucleosome binding; ATP hydrolysis activity. The transcript is spliced from 18 exons.